Molecule: messenger RNA, 2124 nt
Organism: Papaver somniferum (opium poppy)
Lineage: Eukaryota; Viridiplantae; Streptophyta; Magnoliopsida; Ranunculales; Papaveraceae
Product: tryptophan synthase beta chain 2-like
Exons: 7
Coding region: 225-1760 (511 amino acids)
Biological process (GO): L-tryptophan biosynthetic process
Molecular function (GO): tryptophan synthase activity; L-serine hydro-lyase (adding indole, L-tryptophan-forming) activity; pyridoxal phosphate binding
Source: RefSeq, a predicted model, not a curated record
GCUACAUGCAAAGUGCAAAUAGGGUAAAGCUUAGGAAAAGGAUGACCAUUUGGCCUUUGGAGAGAUCAUUGGGACAAAAUGUACUUCACAGUUCACACUCAAAUGUCCUUAGUAUGGACUUAUAAAUAAGGUUGUCACAAAUGAUUAUUUUUCAUAUCUACUCUCUUCUACUUCACUCCUACAAGUGAGAAUUCUGUUUUUUCACUAUUGUGAUUCAGUUAAUAAUGGUAACAUCAUUUUUGAUGACAACUUCAUCUCAUCCUACUUGCCUGAGGCCUCAAACCACUGGUAAUGAACAAUGGAUGAGAAUAGUUUCAGCAACGAAAAAGCGGACUCAGUUGAAGCUUUCUCCUGACUAUUACAAUCGAGUAGCAGCUUCAGGAGCAAUAAUGUGUAGUGCUACUAAUAAACCAACCGAGAUCCCUCGUCAAUGGUAUAAUAUUGUUGCUGAUCUUUCAGUUAAACCCCCUCCAGCCUUGCAUCCGGAAACUCUACAACCAGUCAAGCCUGAAGAUUUAUCUCAUCUAUUCCCAGAUGAAUUGUUAAAGCAAGAUAAUAGUACCGAGAGAUUUAUUGAUAUCCCUGAGGAAGUUUUAGACAUUUACAGUCUAUGGCGGACAACCCCGUUACUCAGAGCCAAAAGAUUGGAGAAACUUCUAGGUACACCUGCAAGGAUAUACUACAAAUAUGAAGGUGUGAGCCCUGCUGGUUCACACAAACCUAAUACUGCAAUCCCACAAGCAUUUUAUCAUGCACAACAAGGAACCAAGAAACUUGUUACAGAAACCGGCGCUGGCCAAUGGGGGAGUUCAUUAGCGUUUGCCUGCAAUUUAUUCGGUCUCGAUUGUGAAAUCUGGCAAACUCGAGCUUCUUAUGAUGGUAAACCCUAUAGGAAACUGAUGAUGCAAACAUGGGGUGCUAAAGUUCACCCAUCUCCAUCGGACAAAACUAAUGUAGGUAGGUCUAUCCUUCAGAAGGAUCCAUCCUGCCCAGGUAGUGCAGCAAUAGCAUCCGCCGAGGCUGUGGAAAUUUGUACUGAAAAUGCAGACACUAAGUACUGUAUGGGGAGUGUUCUAAACCAUGUAGUACUACACCAGACUAUCAUAGGAGAGGAGUGUAUACGACAAAUGGAAGCAUUAGGAGAGAGUCCUGACGUGAUCAUUGGUUGUUCUGGUGGAGGAUCUAAUUUUGCAGGGCUUGCAUUUCCUUAUCUCCGAGAGAAACUUGAAGGAAAAAUCAACCCUAUCAUAAGGGCAGUUGAGCCUUCGGCAUGUCCUUCGCUAACCAAAGGUGUAUAUGCUUAUGAUUCCAGCGAUACAACAGGUUUGACACCAUUGAUGAAGAUGCACACCCUUGGCCAUGACUUCAUUCCUGAUCCAGUCCAUGCUGGAGGUCUACGUUACCAUGGUAUGGCACCACUAGUUUCACAUGUCUAUGAACUAGGCCUGAUGGAAGCUGUAGCAAUGCCUCAGCUUGAAUGCUUUGACGGAGCUAUACAAUUUGCCAGGUCAGAAGGUAUUAUACCAGCACCCGAAUCAGGCCAUGCAAUAGCAGAGGCAAUUAAGGAAGCGCUCCACUGUAAAGAGACUGGAGAAUCAAAAGUUAUAUUGUUGCUUGUGUCUGGACAUGGUCAUUUUGAUCUUAAAUCUUUUGAGAAGUAUUUGCUUGGAAAUAUGGUUAACUUGUCUUGUACAGAUGAAACACUACGGGCAUCACUGGUUGGUAGUAAUAUUCCAUCAGGUUUUGAACUGAAGUGUUAAGGUUAUUAUAUACUUGGAUAAAGAGAAUCACCCGUCUGUGUAGACCUUGUGUUUGUGCCGAUGAUGAAAGACCAAGAACAAUGAAGACAGUGUUUGCUCGAGUGUUUAAUGUGAAGUGUCAGGGAUUUGGAAACUCUGAAAUGUUUUAAGUUGUACUGUCCAAAGAUUGGUUAAUGUUCAUUAACCAAUCUCAUGGAUUUUGUUUAGUCUGAUAAGUUCUACAAUAGUAUAAAGGGUUUGGGAACUCUGGAAUGUAUUAAGUUGAGUCCAAAGAUUGGUUAAUGUUCAUUAACUAAUCUCAUGUAUUAAGUGUGACAAGUUAAUGAUAUUUACAAGAGCUAGUGCGAUGUUUGGAUGGUUUUCA